AGGAAUAUCAUGGUCGCAGAAAGAAUGCCGUGUGAAUUUGAGUUUAACCGAGAAGCAGAAAGGCGGAAUGGUGGAGACGAUUCCUUGUGAUUUUUCAUUUCGAUAGCCGAAGCAGUGGAGGUUGCAUCACCAGCUUAUUACCUCAUUCUUGUGCGACUUCGACCCCGAUCUAUAAGUAUGUCGUGCUCAGCAAAGUAGUUUUUUCUGUCUUGUCGCAAGUGAUUUUAUUUCUUGGAAGUGAAGAAUUGUGCGACUAAAGAACAACCUGCUUCUACUUCAUUUGAUCAUUUUCCGCCACCAUGGACUCCUCCGCCGGCGGCGGCGCCGAGAAGAAGUCCGCCUUCCGCGGCAAGAAGAGCGGCAAGAAGGUGAAAAAGAAGCAGGAGAAGGAUGGGAAAGAGCGACAUAACCGCAAGGCAUUUACCUUUAGUGGGGGGAAGAAGUCGGUGCAGCGAAAAGUGCAACAGUCCGCGGACCAGAAUGCCCGGAAAACCCACGCGCCGAUUCUGGAUAAAACACCGGACAUCGCCCCGCCGUAUGUGGUGGUGGUGCAAGGUAUAGAAUUUGGAUGCUUUGCUGUAGUUUCUUCUGUAGGUACGUUUUAUUUGAUGGCUCAGGAGACGAGGGCAGGUCGUCGAGAUAUUGAUGGCACUGCCGUAUUUUCGCAUGAUGUAAUGGUGAGCACAAGCAGCACUGUACAGGAUAGCAUGGCUAUCCCACGGAGCAGACUAAACUUUAUUUUGUACGUACAUGAUGUUCUACUUCUAUCCGUAACCGUAUCCACCAGGUCCCCGCGGUUCCGGUAAGUCCACCCUGAUCCGUUCGCUGGUGAAGCACUACACCAAGCAGAACAUCAGCGAGGUGAACGGCCCGAUCACCGUGGUCACCAGCAAGCACCGCCGGCUGACCAUUUACGAGGCGCCCAAUGACAUUGCGAGCAUGAUGGACCUGGCGAAAAUCGCGGAUUUGGCACUCUGCCUGAUCGACGCGUCCGUGGGGUUCGAAAUGGAAACCUUUGAGUGGAUCAACUUACUGCAAAACGCGGGGUUCCCGAAGGUCAUGGGGGUUUUGACCCACCUGGACAAAUUUCCGGAGACGAAAAUGAUCCGGAAGAAGAAGAAGGAGUUCAAGGCCCGGUUCUGGGCGGAGAUCUACGACGGCGCGAAGCUGUUCUACUUCUCCGGCCUGCAGUAUGGGGUCCGGUAUUUGAAAACGGAGGUGACGAACCUGGCGAGGUUUAUCGCGGUCCAGAAGGUGCCGCUGCUGUCCUGGCGCCAGGCGCACCCGUACUUGGUGGCAUUGCGGUUCGAGGACCAGACGGAAGCGGUGGAUAAAAAUUUAUUUCUGGAGGAUAGAAGAGCAUCAGAAGAUCAACAGGCUUUAAAAAUAUUAUCCACGACUAGUAAAACAUCAAUAACAAAAACUACAUCUCCUUUCCGCAAGCUCCAUCUCUACGGCUACUGCUACGGCGCCCGCAUGCGCGCGGGGCAGUUUGUACACGUUUGCGGGGUCGGGGACUUCCCGAUCGCGUCGAUCGAGAAGUACACGGAUCCCUGCCCGAGUCCGCUGGCGAUGGAAGUCGCGGAGGGCAAGCCGAACGCGGAAUUGUUGUCGUUGAAUGAUCCAAAACGGAAUAAAGCGACGGGUCGGCUCGAGAAGAAGAAGGUGAACAAUUUGCGCACCUUGCAAGAGAAGCACAAGGCGAUUUACGCGCCCGGGUGCGACAUCGGGAACGUGUUGAUGGACAAGGACGCGGUGUACAUAAAUCUACCGAAGCACAAAAAGGGGUUCACCAAGCGGGACGACGAGUCGGAGGAUGAGGAUCAAAAUUCGGACGAGGAAUUGGAAGGCAAAAAGGCCAGCCACUUACCGGAAGCCGUGCAGCUCGUGCGCGAACUGCAGCAGAAAGUGGGCGCAUUGAAUGACGUCGGUAGCGGAAGCAAGCUGAGGCUCACGGACAAAGCGAGGAAAGUGUUGGCGAACGAGAGUGCUGCUGGGGGGAAAGACAAAGAAAGCACAAACGGCUUGAGGCGCCGCGUCGCCCCGGAUUUUGUCGAGGGGGGGGAUGCGGAGGGAAACGGUAAAGACGAGUGGAAGAUAAAAUCUGGAACAAACUCCGACUCGGAACAAGAAUAUGGCACCUCGUCGGGCGAGGAAGAGGAGGGCUCGGAGGAAGAAGACGAUUCCGACAAAAAUGACGCCGAAUCUUCUGCGGACGAAAACGACAGUGAAGAGGAGACCGCCCGCGACAACUCAAAAAAGCAGUUUUUCGCGGAAGCCAAGCAAAGAUUCGCGAAGGAUAUCCCGCUCGAGGAGCUCGUGUACGGGAAGCAGUACCGGUCCCAACACGCGCGCAACCUGCAGGCUGGCGGGAGCAGUUCCUCUUCCAAUGGAAAUGGUCCGAAGCGGACCGUCGAUUUCCAAGACGCUGCCUUUCUGGCGACAUCAUCAUCUUCAGCUGGAUCUGUUAAAAGCAAAAGCAAAUCGAAAUCUACCGCUUCCGACCAACAGGACGAGGAUCCAAGCAAGCCGAAGAAAUUGAGCCUCUUCGCCGAUGACUCGGAUGAGGACGGAGAUGAGAAUGAUGAACUGAUGCUCUGCUCCGCGAAAGGUCGUGACGGUGUAAAGGUAAAUGCAAGUUCUAGUAAAAUCGUCGACGACGGCUUGGAUUCCUGGCGGUUGAAAUCCUUGCCCUUAGACGCGCGCUGGCUCUUCGACGAGGAGCUUCGUGCCGAGCUGAAAAAAUCGAAGUUUGUCACCGGCGACUGGAACGCUGACGGCGGGAUAAGGAGAAAAAACGGAGGAGCACCCGGCGAAGGAGACAACGAUAGCGAUGUGGACAUGGAUUUGAAUGAUGACGACUUAUAUCAAAUGCAAAAGUGUCUGGGUCUGGAAGAGUCAUGCUGCUUUUGCAUGACACAGAAGGUCUGGCAUGGAAGCUCUAGCAUCACAGGCUUCGAGAAGCUUCCGCAAUGCCGAACCUGCGUCACAAAUGCUCGACUUUGGUGACAGAAAGCGGGCAGCUUUUGCUGCCUAUGCAUGAGAGAUUUUUAUGUGUUGUGAAAUGCGCAUCACAAGGGUGCAUUCGUCCAGACCCAGACAUAUUUGCAAUGCAUAACUUAGACGACGACAACGUCGAUUAUUCCAAGCUCUCCGCCGAGGAGAUCCGCGAACGCAAGGAUAGGAUCAUGCGGAAAAAGCAGGAAAACGAAGAAAACGGGCUUGGAACAACAAACUCCUCGUCCACCAAAGCGAAUUCCACCGAGCACCAGGACGAAUUUGGCCGACGGAAUCUCGUGAAGAAACUGAACCCGAACGACAUGCUAGAGCACCAGGAUGCCAUCCCGAUUGGCGCGUACGUGCGAAUUGUAUUGGAAAAUGUCCCCGAGCUCUCCGUUGAAGCGUUAUCACUCGACAAACCCAUCGUGGUCGGCGGCCUCCUGCCGGGGGAACUGAAGAUGGGGGUGAUGCAGUUGCGCAUCAAGAACCACCGGUGGGCGCCGCGGGUGAUGAAGUCCAACGAUCCGGUGUUCUGCUCCAUUGGGUGGCGACGGUUUCAAACGCUCCCGAUGUAUUCCUUGGAAGACCGGAACGAGAAACGCAUGAAGUUCCUAAAAUACACCCCCGAGCACAUGCACUGCCACAUGACGUUUUACGGACCGGUGGUGCCGCCGAAAACGGGCUGCAUUGUCGUGAAAAACAUGAAGAACAUCGCGAACUACCGCGUGUCAGCCACUGGGCUCGUUUUGGAGUCGAACACGGGGUUCCAAGUCGUGAAGAAGCUAAAAUUGACUGGCGAGCCCUACAAGAUUUUCAAAAACACGUGCUUCGUGAAAAAUAUGUUCAACUCAGACUUGGAGUGCAACAAGGCAUUACACGCAAAAUUGCAAACCGUGUCCGGGAUCCGCGGUGAGAUCAAGAAGGCGGAAGGCACGGAGGGACAUUUUCGGGCGACGUUCGAAGACAGAUUACUCAUGAGCGAUUUGGUCCUGCUCAAAAGUUGGGUGCAGGUACAACUAUCAAUCAUGCUUUUAGAGAUAUCAUCAGCACUUUAUUCCUAUUCGCAAUUUGUUAAUUUAUUCCGUUGCUCCAUCGUCCCUUGCAUGUCAAGCAGCGAUCUCGGUAUUGGGUUCAUUCUCAAGUUGUAUAGAUACGAAUGAUGUACUUGUCCCAGGUGGCAGGAUUCAAAAGAAUCUUCCACACGACUUCUGAAUUGCAAAAGUAUCGUACUCGUAUAAAUGCAUUCCAAAUUUCCUCAGCAUGAGAAACAAGAUUUGUAAUGCAGAUUUGCCUUGGGAACAAGAUUUGUAAUGCAACACUUGCAUUCCAAAUUAUAAAUCCUAUCAGGUCGAGCCGAAGCAGUUUUACAACCCGAUGCUGGACAUCGAGGACUGGCGGCGCAUGAAGUCCGCGGGCGAACUGCGGUUCGAGCAGAAUCUGCAAAUCCAGCACAAGAAGGACAGCCUGUACGGGAAGCAAUUACUCCGGCAGCGGCGGAAGUUCAGCAAGCUCCAGCUCCCGAAGUCCGUCGAAGCGAACCUACCGUUCAAAACCGUGCCGAAGAACGAAAGCAAGAAAUCCAUGCCGAAGCCCGGCACCGAGUCGCGCAAGAUCAACAAGGCGGUCACGGCGGUGAUACGGACGGACGAGGAGCGGAAGCAACGGUCGUUACUGGAUCGGUUAAACGUGGUGCGGAAGGACAAGGUGAAGAAGAACAAGGACCACAAGAAGCAGAAGUGGGCGGAAAAGGCGUCGAAGGAAGCGAAGAUCCAGGCUUUGCGGGACGCGCACACGAGGAACAACCGGAAGAUGAAGCACGUGAAAGCGGGGCAGGCGGAACAGAAAAAGAGAGAAAAAUUGAGGCUGGAAUAGAAGUGAAAGGGAUUGAAAUUCUUCACUUGAUGAUGUUCUGUGUCAAGUUUAUCGCCACGCCUUGGUUGUUGUGUUUAAGUAUGUCCCUGCACCAUGUACAAUGCUUCUGCGACGACAACGCUUGCCGUUUUUCUAUAGGUAGAUGACGGAAAUUAUUCACCUCUUGCAAAAAUACAUUAUUCGACGCGAUCCUUGCAGUACUACGAUAAUAGCUGAAGGGGCUGUUUC
This is a messenger RNA of Amoebophrya sp. A120, 5100 nucleotides long. NCBI's taxonomy places the organism in Eukaryota, Dinophyceae, Syndiniales, Amoebophryaceae. The record is from the annotation of a GenBank genome assembly.